GUUUAGUUAGGACUGUCCUACUGUUUAGACCUGCGAUUCUGACACUGACAGCGUUUAUGUUGGACCACAGUCACACUCCUAGCCGAAGUAAAUGCGACGAGCUAAUUUUAAACCACCGACUGUAAGUGGCCGGUGACUUGUGCCAACUGGAAGGGGACUUGGGGGGAAGCUGAUACCGUAUUCAGUUUCCCCAUUGCUUCCAGGGAAUUUGCAUGCUUCGAGGAAAUUGAGAAUAUGUCGGAGGAUGAAGCCGAAGAACGCAGGCGGGAACACUGGAAGCUGCUGUCCAGUCUGAAGACCACGGUGGAGGGCCUGGUGUCCAGCAGCAACCCCAACGUGUGGUCUCGCUACGGGGGCUUGCAGCGGCUGCACAAGGACAUGAACCACAUCCUCAUCCACGGCCUCAAGCACGAGCAGGUGUACUACAAGCAGAAGGACUACUGGCCCUUUGUGUGGUGCGUCCGUUACAUCAGCCCUCACCUGGCCUCGCAUGUAGAACAGUUCAGUAAGCUGGAGCCCGUGCUGAGCAGUGGGCUGCAGAGUGUCGGGGAGGGCUACAAGGCCGAGCGCUGGCUGCUGCACAGCCUCCAGGUCCACCUGCUCUCAGCCCAGCUCCGACCCCUGCUCAAACACCAGGGACACACGCGCAAGUACUACAACGUGGAGGCCUUUCUGCUGAGUGAGCCCCAUGUGAAGGCCAUGUUCCAGUGUCUGGAGGCCGUGGAGCAGAACAACCCCCGUCUGCUGGCCCUUGUCAACACAGUUAGGCUGUCCACUCUAAUGUGCUCUCCAUACAUGGAGGGCCUGUUGAAGAGCCGGAGUCUGUGUGUUCUGCCGGGGACUGGGGGUGGCUGGAGGUCCGGGGAAGGCCAGGAUCCCCCCAGAGGGGAGCUGAACCACAGGCUCACCACCUCCCAGUGCUCCCUCCCCCACCGAGACAGAGGACUCACACCCAACAGCAAUAACACAGGGGCCAUCUCAGAGAGCGACUCAGACUCUGCUCCAUCCACUAGGUCCUCGAGAGCCCCCUGGGGGUGCGUGGGGUGGUCCGAGGGAGAUGGUGAAAGGGGCAUGACCCCCCCUCCCGGUCCCUCAUUGGCGGUCCCCUCCAUCGCCCUGACUGAGCCCGCCUCCCCAGGCCCCGCCCACUCCGACGCUCUAGACUCAGGCGAGGGCGACUACGACGACGGGCCCGAGUAUCUGGCUAUCGGGAAUCUAGGGCAACGUGGCAAUCGGCGCCACUCCCAAAGCUCCACCCCCGGCGGCGGCGGCGAGUCAGGUGACGAGACUCAGGUCCAGUCCCCUGGGAGGAGCUCCUUGGCUUCGGUCCCGCCUCCCGCUCCCCGGAGGUCAUCCUUCUCGGAGGGUGAGAGGGAGCCGGGUCGGGGGGGCAGCAGGGGGCACAUCCGCUCGAUGUCCGACACAGGGAUCAACAACAAACAUAGACCUGGAAGGGGCCACAGGAAAAUCAGCAUUAUAAUAGAGGACCCUGUAGCAGAAUCAUUGGUUGCAGAGGACUGUCGUGUGAAGGACUACAGCCCUUUCUCCCUUGCCAGCAGUGAUGCCAGCACACCCAGUUCCCUCUAUAUGGAGGCUAACUGCUCCCAGUACAGCAGUGUUCCAGACUGCAUGUUCCGGAAGCCGUUGGAGGGCCAGAGCCUCAUCAGCUAUCUGUCGGAGCAGGACUUCGGCAGCUGUGCUGACCUGGAGAAGGAGAACGCCCACUUCAGCAUCUCAGAGUCUCUGAUUGCCGCCAUCGAGCUGAUGAAGUGCAACCUGCGGCGGCUGGUGGAGGAGGAGGAGGAGGGUGGCGACAGUGACUCAGAGAUCCAGCAGCUCAAACAGAAGAUCCGCCUGCGUAGGCACCAGAUCCAGCGCAGCCGCCUGCCGCCCUCGCAGCACUUGUUCCACUCCAUAGACAGUGGAUGCUCCCGCAGGAGCUCCCGGGAUUCCUUAAACCUGUCCGACUCGGGCUCCGCCGAAGAGGUGGAGGAGGUGUGCGAGCUGAAAGAUGCAGACAUAAAGCGCGGUGUGACAUCCAGUGGCCGCUCUUUCCUGAGAUCAGAGUCUAUCUCUCCGUCGUUCCUCCAGUCUAACUCGGCUGAGUCGGUGGCCAUGGGGCUCCUCAGGCAGUUUGAGGGCAUGCAGCUCCCCGCAGCCUCGGAGCUCGACUGGCUGGUCCCAGAGCAAGACGCACCACAGAAGCUCCUGCCCAUCCCUGACUCCCUGCCCAUCUCUCCUGACGACGGGGAGCAUGCUGACAUCUACAAGCUGAGGAUCCGGGUGCGAGGCAACCUGGAGUGGGCCCCGCCGCGACCCCAGAUCAUCUUCAACAUCCACCCCGCGCCCAAGAGGAAGAUAGUUGUGGCUAAGCAAAACUACCGCUGUGCAGGCUGCGGGACUCGCAUAGACCCAGACUACAUCAAGCGACUGCGCUACUGCGAGUACCUGGGCCGCUACUUCUGCCAGUGUUGUCACGAGAACGCCCAGGCGGUGGUGCCGGGCCGCGUGCUGAGGAAGUGGGACUUCAGCAAGUACUACGUCAGCAACUUUGCCCGGGACCUGCUGGGCAAGAUAUCAGGAGACCCCUUGUUCAACCCCAACGACGUCAACAGUAGCCUCUACAAGAAGAACAAAGUGCUGGAGACUGUCCGGGUUUUGAGGGUCCAACUAUUCCACAUGAAAAAUCUCUUCAAGACCUGCCGCCUAGCUAGAGACGUGCUGGACCAGUUCGACAGCCUCCCUGGUCACCUGACUGAGGACCUGCACCUGUUCUCCCUCAGCGACCUCAGCGCUGUGCGCAACGGAGAGCUGGCUCCACGGCUACGGGAGCUGCUGAAAUUGGGUUCCGCGCACGUGACCGGCUGUGUGCUGUGUCAGGCCAAGGGCUUCGUGUGUGAGUUCUGCGGCAACGACAAAGACAUCAUCUUCCCCUUCGAGCUGAACAAGUGCACGUGCUGCGAAGAGUGCAAGGCGUGUUUCCACAGCAAAUGUUUCCGGGCAGGCAAGGAGUGCCCGCGGUGCCAGCGCCUGGCAGAGAGGCGGGAGAGGAUGGCACGCAAGAACAUGGAGGAGCAGGAGGAUAAGGAGGAGGACGAGGGAGGAGGGAGCUAGGACGACGGACUGAGAAACGAGGGAGGUGGGAGCUAGGACGACGGACUGAGAAACGAGGGAGGAGGGAGCUAGGACAACGGACUGAAUAACGAGGAAGGAGGGAGCUAGGACGACGGACUGAAUAACGAGGGAGGAGGGAGCUAGGACGACGGACUGAGAAACGAGGGAGGUGGGAGCUAGGACGACGGACUGAGAAACGAGGGAGGUGGGAGCUAGGACGACGGACUGAGAAACGAGGGAGCGAGGACUGGAAAAGAAAGAAGAAAAAACCAAGAGCACAACACGACAAUGAUUGUAGUGACUGACCCCCCUCCAUUCAUCCCUCCUUUGUCCCUCUUCUCCCUGGAAGCUUCUGGAUAGUGGAUGAGCUCUGAUGCUUUUGAUUGUUUUUCAGUAGCUUUAGCUUUAGUUUUAGCAAAAUAUUAGAUUGUUUCCUUCACCUAAACUGACAGGAUUCUUGCUUUUGUUUUUUGAAUGCCUUGUCAAUAUGCUAAAUGGCAUAUUAUAUUAAUAUAUUGGCUACUUUUUCUGCUUGUAUGGUUUGCUGCUCUGAUUGCAGAUAUCAUAGUAUGAUGUAGUCCUGCCAUUUAUGUGAACAAGUGAUCACUUUAAAUAGAACAAGGUAGGUAGAAGUACUGAAAUCAACCACAACAAAUAACAAAGAAUCCCUUUAAUUCAAGUACGUUUUACUCAAACCCAUUUGAUGCUAUUAUAGCCAAGUGCCUCCGCGACCAAUGUUCUUGUAAUGGCAUAGCUGGCACCACUGGUUGUUCUAGAGGAGAUGGAAUGAUAGGUCUGUGGAGGGAGUCUUUCAGUCAGUGUUGCACAGAGUUACAAAUAUUUUUAAGAUGAGGCAGUGGAGGUGCCGUGUUCGUCCUGCUUUGUGUGCGUGUGUGUGCGUGUGUGUGUGUGCGUGUGUGUGAGAGAGAUAAUGUGUGCAUUUACAAAAAAGUGAGUGGAAGUGUGUACUAUGAAGUGAAUGUGUGUGUGUGUGUGUGUGUGUGUGUGAGGGGUGUGUGUGUGUGUGUGUGUAUAUAUGUCUACCUGCAUCCGUGUGAAAAGGUUUUGCACCAGCCUAAUCGGGCACUUAAUAUUUCAUUUUCUGUGUCAAAUAUGAAGUGUGUUUUUUUUUUUGGUUGAUUUAUUCAAUUUAAUUGCACUGAUCUGUCGGGUUGGGGAGGUGGCAAGGGGCGUUGCUGAUGUUUAUCUCACACAAAGCAUAUAGGGCUUUCACAGGUUAUAGGGCUUUCACAGGUUAUAGGGCUUUCACGGGUUAUAGGGCUUUCACGGGUUAUAGUACCUCUCUCACUUUAGCCUCAUACGACCAUCCUGAUCUUGUGAGCUUACAUUCUGUGUCGCUACACGGAUUCAACUUGGGCCUCUGCUGUGUUCAGAGUGCCUUCAUGGUUUUGCUGUAUUCAGAGUGCCUUCAUGGUUUUACUGUAUUCAGAGGGCCUUCAUGGUUUUGCUGUAUUCAGAGUGCCUUCAUGGUUUUACUGUAUUCAGAGGGCCUUCAUGGUUUUACUGUAUUCAGAGGGCCUUCAUGGUUUUACUGUAUUCAGAGGGCCUUCAUGGUUUUACUGUAUUCAGAGGGCCUUCAAGGCUUUUGCUGUAUUCAGAGGGCCUGGUGGGUUUUGCCCUAUUCAGAGGACCUGGUGGGUUUUGCUGUAUUCAGAGGGCCUUCAAGGGUUUUGCUGUAUUUAGAGGACCUGGUGGGUUUUUCUGUACUCAGUGGGCCUGGUGGGUUUUGCUGUAUUCAGAGGACCUGGUGGGUUUUGCUGUAUUCAGUGGGCCUGGUGGGUUUUGCUGUAUUCAGAGGACCUGGUGGGUUUUGCUGUACUCAGUGGGCCUGGUGGGUUUUGCUGUAUUCAGUGGGCCUGGUGGGUUUUGCCCUAUUCAGAGGACCUGGUGGGUUUUGCCCUAUUCAGUGGGCCUGGUGGGUUUUGCUGUAUUCAGUGGGCCUGGUGGGUUUUGCUGUACUCAGUGGGCCUGGUGGGUUUUGCUGUACUCAGAGGGCCUGGUGGGUUUUGCUGUAUUCAGUGGGCCUGGUGGGUUUUGCUGUACUCAGUGGGCCUGGUGGGUUUUGCUGUACUCAGUGGGCCUGGUGGGUUUUGCUGUACUCAGUGGGCCUGGUGGGUUUUGCUGUACUCAGUGGGCCUGGUGGGUUUUGCUGUAUUCAGAGGGCCUGGUGGGUUUUGCUGUAUUCAGAGGGCCUGGUGGGUUUUGCCCUAUUCAGAGGACCUGGUGGGUUUUGCUGUAUUCAGAGGGCCUGGUGGGUUUUGCUGUAUUCAGAGGACCUGGUGGGUUUUGCUGUAUUCAGAGGGCCUGGUGGGUUUUGCUGUAUUCAGAGGACCUGGUGGGUUUUGCUGUAUUCAGUGGGCCUGGUGGGUUUACACACUGUGGAAACCUAUCAUCCAAGUUUCACCGUUAAUGUUUAUGAUGACUGAUGGAAAGAAGAUAUGGAACGGUGUUGAUUGAAGAGUUUUGGGACGAAUCUAUUGUGUUUCUUCUGGUCGCUCUGGUUAGCGAUCCCCUGACUGUCAAAGACGAUGGUGUGUAUGGGGAUUGUGCACAUUCACAAGACUAUUGGUAAUGCACAACAUUUUGGCCUGGUUUUCCUGACAGAUUAAAGCCGAGUCUCCGACUAAGAAGCUUUUACGAUGGAGAAUUUCCAUUAGACAUGCUUUCUGUUUCUGGGAAACUAGCCCGUAGAUCACAGGACUGCAUAUAAACAGACUGGCUGGAAAAACAAACAUCAAACCAGCAUAGCGUUCGCCCUCAUAAGACUCAUAAUUCGAUGUUCCCUUCCCGAUAGACUUACGUGUACGUUCUAUUACCAACCAGGGGAGUAUAACCUAUUCAUCUUAACAUUUUAACAAGCCUGCUUUAAAAUGAAACUCUAUUAAUAUGAUCGUCGCCCGGAAGGCGUCUGGGCCUGUGUUCACAAAGUCUCUCAGAGUAGGACUGCUGAUCUAGGAUCAGGACCCCCCCCGUCCCCCGUCCGUCCGUCCGUCCGUCCAUGUAGUAGUAUCCAUUAUGAUCCGAAAGGCAGUCCUACUCCGAGACACAUUGUGAUCUCCAGUUGAUUUUACUGAUGGCCUCCCCCGACCCAAGCAGACUCCCGUCCUUAUUAAAUAUACCACCGUUUUUCUAUGUGUAGGGUGCCGUGGAGGUUUAAAGUAAACUACUGGAAGAAAAUGCUAUUGUUUUAUUGUUUGUGUUUAUGUACUGUUAUAUUAUUCUAAUAUUAUGAUGACAAUAAAAGACUGGUCAGACUGUU
Molecule: messenger RNA, 6394 nt
Organism: Coregonus clupeaformis (lake whitefish)
Lineage: Eukaryota; Metazoa; Chordata; Actinopteri; Salmoniformes; Salmonidae
Product: run domain Beclin-1-interacting and cysteine-rich domain-containing protein
Exons: 21
Coding region: 235-3114 (959 amino acids)
Biological process (GO): negative regulation of autophagosome maturation; negative regulation of endocytosis
Cellular component (GO): early endosome; late endosome
Molecular function (GO): phosphatidylinositol phosphate binding
Source: RefSeq, a predicted model, not a curated record